Monopterus albus (swamp eel) is the source of this 5081-nucleotide messenger RNA. It is a transcript of the gene nck1b, whose product is annotated as NCK adaptor protein 1b. The transcript has 5 exons. Gene Ontology annotation, molecular function: signaling adaptor activity; ephrin receptor binding; receptor tyrosine kinase binding. Gene Ontology annotation, biological process: negative regulation of PERK-mediated unfolded protein response; positive regulation of translation in response to endoplasmic reticulum stress; ephrin receptor signaling pathway. The coding region runs from base 322 to 1503 and encodes 393 amino acids. Lineage: Eukaryota; Metazoa; Chordata; Actinopteri; Synbranchiformes; Synbranchidae. Gene Ontology annotation, cellular component: cytoplasm. The record is from RefSeq and is a predicted model, not a curated record.
ACGUGGAGUCGGUACAGCCUGUGUAGCUGUUGCUAGCUGGCCGAGCUAUGCUGCUGAGCAAUGACACACUGAUGUUGAAAUGCAAUUUCAACGGGGCACAGUGCUUCAUCAGCAAGGCUAGCUUGUUGGAGUGGAAAAAUAACUGGCUGCUAGCUAGGAAUCUGGAUAUCAUUAUUGUACAUCAGCUCUUAGUUUCCUGUGACGAUUAAAUAUUCCCUAAAAGAUAUAAGAAGAGGUGGCUAUUUGCAGUCAGGUCAACAGAGAGGUGUCAGAGCCCUUGAAUUUCUCAGUUUUGAUGCAGUACAGUGUACUUUGUGCAAGAUGACGGAAGAGGUCAUUGUCAUUGCCAAGUUUGACUAUAUGGCCCAGCAGGACCAGGAGCUGGAUAUCAAGAAAAAUGAGCGCCUCUGGCUCCUUGAUGACUCUAAGUCCUGGUGGAGGGUUCGAAAUGCCACCAACAAAACAGGCUUUGUGCCGUCCAACUACGUGGAGAGGAAGAACAGUGCCAGGAAAGCUUCGAUUGUCAAGAAUCUAAAAGACACGCUAGGAAUUGGGAAGGUAAAGAGCAGAAAGGGUGGAAUGAGAGACACAGCCUCCAAUGCCGACACGGACAUGUAUGCCGAUAAUGGCGAGCGGCUGUACGACCUCAACCUGCCCGCCCUGGUCAAGUUCAGCUACGCAGCGGAGCGUGAGGACGAGUUGUCUCUGGUGAAAGGCACACGGGUUGUGGUGAUGGAGAAAUGCAGCGACGGCUGGUGGCGUGGCAGCUACAACGGACAGUGUGGCUGGUUUCCCUCUAACUAUGUGACAGAGGACAUGGAUGGCAUGGCAGGAGGAGGGGGCACAGGUGGCUUUGGAGACCCAGCUGGAUCAUUAACAGAGAAGCUAGCAGCUGUGAUGAACAUCACUGCAAAUGGAAACAGAGUGCUGCACACGGUUCAGGCACUCUACCCUUUCAGCUCAGGCAAUGAUGAGGAGCUGAACUUUGAGAAGGGCGAGGUGAUGGAGGUCGUGGAGAAGCCUGAGAAUGACCCUGAGUGGUGGAAGUGCCGCAAAGCAGAUGGACAGCUGGGCUUGGUGCCUAAAAACUAUGUCACUGUGCUGGACUCCACCUCCCAUAAACCCACAGCAGGGCCUGCUGGGCCACCCACACCUGACUGUGACUACAUCUCGCCCUCAGGCAUUGGGCGCUUUGCGGGGAUGGAGUGGUACUACGGAAAGGUGACACGCCACCAGGCAGAGGUGGCCCUCAACCAGAGAGGCAUAGAGGGAGACUUCCUCAUCCGAGACAGCGAGUCUUCGCCGAAUGAUUUCUCCAUCUCCCUGAAGGCUCAGAGCAAGAACAAGCAUUUCAAAGUGCAGCUGAAGGAAAACCUUUACUGCAUUGGACAGCGCAAGUUCAACUCUAUGGAAGAGCUUGUUGAACACUACAAAAAGGCCCCCAUCUUCACGAGUGAGCAGGGCGACAAACUAUACCUGAUCAAGGCCCUUGCUGCUUCCUGAUCCCUCUGUGUCACCCAAACACACACUCCCACACAGACACACACCUCCGUGUUUUUAACUGCAUCCAUAUAUAUAUACACACACAAAGACACUUAGGCCAGAGCACACGCUAACAUUUAAAUUCCAAGCCUGAGGACUUAAUACACCAUCAAGACCAGAUUUGGUAGCAUUCCAAGAGGAUGUAUGGAAGCAAAAUCAUGGGACAGUCUUGGAGGAGUUGGGGAGGAAGAUGAAAAGACUAUGAACUCCUGAGAGCUAACUACAGACCUUUCCAUCACUAUUUUAAAUUAUCCAGAUAUGUUAGGUCAUAGGCGAUGCUAUGUAUUUCCAUCUUGGUAUCUAUUAGAGUUGCAUUUAGUUUCUUUUGUUAAUAUGUAAUAGCCAGUUGUUUAUUUCUCUGUCACGCAAGCCUUUUUUCUAAGUCUAGCGUAGAGGUCAUUUCAUCUUGUUCUUUACGGUUGUGGACACAGUAAUCCACAACCUCUGCUAACUGCUAAUCACAAAUAAAAAUCAAGUGACCAAAAUGUAUUUAUUGAGACAACUAGUAUCAUGGUUAUAGCGAGUGGGAUAUCGCAAUAGUGUUUCUCAAACUAGAAAUUCAACAAUUCCUUUUGUACAACAACUGCUCAUGACUUCACAAUCAAACUAGUGUCCUCACACCCUCACUGUAUCUCUGAAGAGAGGCAUGGACAGUUUAUUCAUGUGUCUGAAGGUGGUAUGAAAAGUUAAAAGGUAUUUUCUGUAAUAGUCUGGAGACUUCCACAGUGCAGCACAGACCCUCGCCCCAUGCUGGAGUGUCUCUGAUCCUCCUAGUGUUGCCAAAGCUGGGUCUGUGGAGCUGUAACAGGAAACAAAGAGCCAGUCCAGGCAGUCCAGAGGAUGUCACUUCCCCUGAAUUAGCCACUGCUGGAGGUAAUGGAGGAGUAAAAGGUCACCCAGGGGCUGUGUUUGUGUGGCUGCGGAGCAUAUACACGACUAGUCAAAUCUCUGGGCAAACUUUCCCACUCAGUUCAAUGGAAAAGUGUGUCCAAACUUUUGGCUAGUAGUGUACAUUGAGCUAAAGCACCCUCUUCCUCAAGGAGGCCAGAGGAUUUUCAGAAAACAGUGAUUUCAAACUGAAUACUGCUGAAAGAAAAGCAAACUGUUUUAAAUGCUUUAAUGUUUUGUUUGAUAUUUGGUCAUUUAUUUUCAUAUCUAAUGUCUACACUUAGAGCAAUUUUAAGUGUUGGUAAAGCCUGAGAAACACAGCUUGUUUUAACAAAUGUAUGGUCAAGGUCAACUUCAGUGCAUCUAAAUGUUUUCAGCAGAACACUUGGUUUAUAAUGGGCUCUAGUGAAUGAGUGGUCACUGAGGGAAUAUUGACCAAGUACUGUUUGAUUGCUGGGGGGCAGCUAGAACUGGUGCCUGCAACCAAAGCUGCAGCAGCUUUGGCUGACAGAGGGCCACUCUAGCAGUGGGCUCAGGGAGAUGAGGAUGAUGAUGAUUAGUUUUCCAGCCAUGGCCAGUUAGGCCCGAAUGCAGACAAUGAGAGUGGAAGAGGGAUUUCAGAGAGGAGAAAUGGAAAAAUGGAUCCUUACAAAAACAAAAGCAGUGAAUCAGGAUCUAUGGAGGAGACUUGGAAAAUCAGUCCCACUGGGUGAGAGUAUCUGGAAUACUGCUCCCAGUCAUAUUUGGGCGGGGGAAAAGAAUGGAGCUCAACGCUGAUGUAUCAUAGUGGAGAAUGAAAGGUUUUGGAUGGGAGUAUUUUAUUUAAGGUCUAGUAAGUUUAUGUGUGAAAAGUCAGUCAUGUCACAAAGAGCUGAAACGUGAACAUUUUCUCUUCUCCUUUCACCAGGCGAUUGUCGGAGCUGUUCAUACUAGAACUGUGUGACAGUGAGAUUUCUCUUUAAACCAUAAAUUAUCAACAUUGAAACAAUUACCUUUACAUUUGAUUUAUGCAGGAUUAAAAUGGCAUGGUCUAAGUUUAAACCCAUAGUACCAGGCGAUCUGCAAUUAUCUGUAUUAUACAAACAGUUUUUAGAAAAGGCAGCAUUCCAGAAUGAAAGCCUCUGUUAGGCUCAAACAGAUUUCUGACUACAUCUGAGUGUAAAUCACAGCAUCUUUAUCAUGUGAUUUGAGUAACUUGUUGACUCUUAGGUACCAAAUCUGUAAAGAUUUAUUUAAACUUCACACAUUACCAUUAUUUCAGUGUGUGCAGGAUAUUAGUGCCUGUACUUUGACUUUAUCUGGCUGCAUCACUUAAAUAUAAAUUUGAGUUGUAGGAUCCUGUUGCAUGUUGCACCAAAUCCCUGGCUGUUGAAUUUGUGCCAUGUUCUUUUUAAACACUUUACGUGAGACAGUGUUUGCCUGCAGUCUAUCAACUGCUUCCAGUUUUUUAUGUCUUCUGAAAUUUCUUCCCUGAGUUCAGUUCUACAAAAUCUGCAAUAUUACGCAGAAUGCAAGUGACAAACACCAAUGCAAAGUGCCCUAUUUUGAGGGAUUUAGGAGAUUUUAAUGUGCCUUCUAAGCUUUCUGUCAACCAAAGGUUUAGUGUUCCUUUUUUUUUUUUUUUUAUCCAGUUCUUCCCACUUCUUGUCAUCACUGUGUACUAUUUGGUUAAAACUUUGCAUGUGCGUUAGUUGGGUCUGAAUAGUGGGCGAUGUGUUGGGGCUUAUAAAAACACCUUUACUGAGGUGGGAUUGUCCUUUAGUGCCCUUUCUGUUGCUGAAAAUGUCAGUUUUUUUGUGAUGCAUAAAAUGCCCAUUAGUUGGUAUUGUGUGUAGUUUCAAAGUGACCUUACCCUAGCUGAUCUCAUCGAGUAUAACUUAAGUGAACAGUGAUACAUGUACAGUAUAAAAUACGUGCUGAUGUUCAUUUAGAAACCUAACCCCAGGUGUGAUGUAAUCAUGACCUAAAUCUCAUGUAUGAUCACCUCAAGUAACGGUAUCACAUGUUGUUGGUGUAAAGAAUGUCAUGGUUUCCAAGGGAAUAGUUCUUAUGUCCGUAUGUAUUUCACAUAGUGUAAGACACUCACCUUUGCAGUUUAGCAGCUAAAGUGUUAAAAAAAAAAUCCUCAAUACGUUUGACUUUAUAUUCCGAUACAGAAAUACAGUAUCUCCCUGCUUAGAUAUUAACUGGGAUUUGUUUCAUUUACACCAGUGGAGGCUGCAUGAGUAGAGCCUUCUGGUUUUAAAUCUGCUUAAAAAGACACUGAAGUCAGUUGUGACAGAUAUUAUCAAGAGAUUGACUAUCUAAUCAUUUUUUAUGAUCAAGAACUACAGCGCAGCAGGAACUGUUUCUCGACUACAAAACAAGCCCAAGUGAAUCUUGACAUUUAAAAGAUUUCUUGAUAAUAUUUAGAGCAAAUGGUCCAUGUUUAGCUUUGGUGCUUUUGUACUGCAUAUAUUUCUCUGGUGUCUUUGUCACACAAGACUUGAUCUGUAUGAGAGACAGUGUAGAAAACAGGUGUAUAAUGAUACAGGCAGUGCUGUGAAGGUUUGUCACGUUCUUAAUUCUUCACGGAAGGGAGAUUGUCUUCAGAUGUAAUAAUUUAGAAGUUUAUUAGUGUUCAAAAGAUGUAAUAAACAGUCUGAAAGUGA